This is a messenger RNA of Aspergillus costaricaensis CBS 115574, 1695 nucleotides long. RefSeq names its product multicopper oxidase. The transcript has 3 exons. The record is from RefSeq and is a predicted model, not a curated record. Bases 1 to 1695 code for a protein of 564 amino acids. Gene Ontology annotation, molecular function: copper ion binding; oxidoreductase activity. Lineage: Eukaryota; Fungi; Ascomycota; Eurotiomycetes; Eurotiales; Aspergillaceae.
AUGCAUUUGCAUACCAUCCUGGCAGCGGGCUGGCUCGCAGCCAGCACCGCCUAUGCCGGGCUUUCCUCUCCUUCUCCGCAAGCAUGUGCAGGCAACACACCGCAAACCCGUGAUCAGUGGUGCGAUUUUGACAUCUACACCGACUACUAUACCGAAGCUCCGGACACCGGAGUAGUUCGCGAAUAUUGGUUGGAGCUGGGAAACACCACCGCCACUCCGGACGGUGUCCCUCGCGAUGUCCUGACCAUCAACGGGACCUCACCAGGACCUACUAUAUACGCCAAUUGGGGUGACUGGGUCCGAGUUCAUGUCUACAAUGGUCUGGAAAACAACGGAACCAGCAUCCAUUGGCACGGUGUCCGACAAAACCACACCAACCCUCAAGAUGGCACAAACUCGAUUACCCAAUGUCCCACGCCUCCUGGAGGAUCCGUAACUUACGAAUGGCGCGCUACGCAGUACGGCACAACCUACUACCACUCUCACUUUGCUCUGCAAGCAUGGGAUGGCAUCUACGGUGCAAUUGUGAUCAACGGACCUGCCAGUUCGAACUACGAUGUCGACGCUGGCGUGCUUUGGCUCAUGGACUGGUCACACCGCACGGCCGACCAGAUGUAUUCCACUGCUGAAACAGAUGGCGAGCCCAAGAUGACUACUGCUUUGAUCAAUGGAACGAACAUUUGGGUCAAGGAGAACAACGAAACUGUUGGCGAGCGCUUCCUCAUGAAUGUGACUGCUGGCCAGUCUUACCGCCUUCGACUUGUCAACGGUGGAAUGAGCAAUUUGUUCCGAUUCAUGAUCGACGAUCACACUUUGACCGUCAUCGCGGCUGAUUUCGUCCCCAUCGAGCCUUACAACACGACGUCACUUAACAUCGGUGUUGGACAACGGUACGAUGUAAUCGUCACGGCGAACCAAGCCCACGCCGGGUCCGACUUCUGGAUGCGCGCCAUUCCCCAGGAGGCCUGUGCCGAGAUUGAAAAUACCGACAUCAAAGGAAUCUUCCACUACGAGCAGCCUAAUACUGUUGUGGCGACUCCCACAACAACAGCAUACAACUACACCGACAGCUGCUAUGACGAGCCGUUGAGUAGCAUGGUGCCGGUGGUUGCUAUCGACGCGUCUGGCGUCGGCUUCAGAAGCCACAACGAGGCGAACGUCAUCAUGAACAGUGCAGGCUUGUACAAGUGGUACAUGGGCCCGACCACGUUCAAGGCAGAAUGGGACAACCCGACCCUGCUCCAGAUCGCUAACGGCAACACUUCAUGGACUAACACAUCCCACGUUGUUGAGGUCGAAGGCAACGGCAAGUGGGUGAUUGUCGACAUUGAAAUGACCAUUAAUGUUCCUCAUCCUAUUCACCUUCAUGGCCACGACUUCUUCAUCCUCGCCCAGGGCGAUGGAAGCUACACGUCGAACACAACUCUGAACACCUACAACCCACCCCGUCGCGACACGGCCAUGCUCCCCGCCCUCGGCUAUCUGGUAAUCGCAUUCAAGACUGAUAACCCUGGCGCGUGGCUGCUACAUUGCCAUAUUGGCUGGCACCAAUCGGAGGGUUUCGCCAUGCAAUUCGUGGAAAGCAUGUCCCAGCUCGAGCCGAUGAUUGAUACUUCCGCACUCGAGAAGAACUGUGAUGCCUGGGAUAAAUAUGCAGCUGCUAACAGCAUUGAGGAGGAUGAUUCUGGUAUUUAA